This is a messenger RNA of Cinclus cinclus, 1584 nucleotides long. RefSeq names its product X-linked Kx blood group antigen, Kell and VPS13A binding protein (gene XK). Gene Ontology annotation, cellular component: membrane. The coding region runs from base 1 to 1584 and encodes 527 amino acids. The transcript is spliced from 4 exons. The record is from RefSeq and is a predicted model, not a curated record. NCBI's taxonomy places the organism in Eukaryota, Metazoa, Chordata, Aves, Passeriformes, Cinclidae.
AUGAGGGGCAGCUCCCCGCGCACCGCCGGGGAACCUUCCUCCGCUCCCGGCCCAGUCAGGGUCGAGCCUCAGGCGGGAUCCAGGGGCAGGCGGGAUCUAGGGCCGGUCAGGAUCAGCCCCAGCCCCAGCCCCAGCCCCAGCCCGCCAAGGCCGCGGGCGGGCGGCGGGCGCGGCGCUCCCUCUGGUGGGGACUGGGCCCUAGUGCGCGUCGGCGGCGGCAGGGCGGGCCGGGCUGGGGCGGCCGCUGCGAUGAAAUUCCCGGGCUCCGUCCUCGUCUCCCUCGUCCUCUUCUUGUCCGAGACGGCGGCCGCGCUGUGCCUGAGCGCGGGGUACCGCGACGAGGGGGACGGCAUGUGGCAGGUGCUGACGCUGCUCUUCGCCCUCGUGCCCUGCGUGCUGGUGCAGCUCAGCCUUCACUUCAUCCACCGCGACGUGAGCCGCGACCGCCCGCUGGUGCUGCUGCUGCACCUGCUGCAGCUGGGGCCGCUCGUCAGGUGUGUGGAGGCCUUUUAUAUUUACUUCAGUGCUGAAAGAGUUGAAGAACCCUAUGUCAGCAUCACAAAGAAGAGGCAGUUGCCCAAGGAUGGGUACUCAGAAGAAAUUGAGAAGGAAGUGGGGCAGGCUGAAGGCAAGCUGCGCACACACAGGUCUGCGUUCAGCAGGGCCUCUGUGAUCCAGGCGUUCCUCGGCUCAGCGCCCCAGCUCACGCUCCAGCUCUACAUCUGUGUCCUGCAGCAGGAGGUCACGGUUGCCAGAAGUAUUUUUAUGGUGCUUUCUCUCCUGUCGAUUGUUUAUGGCGCCUUACGCUGCAACAUCCUGGCUAUUAAGAUAAAGUACGACGAUUACGAUGUCCGUGUGAAACCUGCUGCCUACCUCUGCAUAUUCAUGUGGAGGAGCUUUGAGAUCGCCACGCGGGUCACAGUGUUGGUGCUUUUCGGUUCAGUCCUUCGAGUCUGGGUUUUCCUCGUCGUGCUGCUGAAUUUCUUAUGUUUCUUCUUCUACCCGUGGAUUCAAUUCUGGCUUAGCAAGUCUCCAUUUCCUGAGAACAUAGAGAAGGAAUUGAGCAGGCUGGGCACUACCAUCGUCCUGUGCCUUCUCACGUUCCUGUAUGCUGGCAUUAACAUGUUCUGCUGGUCGGCAGCUCAGGUGGAGCUCAGUGACCCUGACUUGAUUAGCAAAUCCCAGAACUGGUACCAGAUGACCGUGUACUACAUCGUGCGGCUGAUGGAGAACGCCUUCCUCCUGCUGAUGUGGUACAUUUAUAGAACAGACUUCUACCUGUAUGUCUGCGCCCCCAUGCUGUUCCUGCAGCUCCUGAUAGGUUACUGCAUGGGCAUCUUCUUCAUGUUGGUGUUCUACCAGUUCUGUCACCCAUGCAAAAAGCUUUUCUCUUCCAGCAUAACCGAAGCUUUCCUGUCGUGUUUCAAGAUCCUCUACUUCAUUUGCCAGCACCACAAAACUACUCUACUGAAAGGCAAGGUGGCGAUGAAAUCUCCUGAAAAUACUGAUGAAGCACAGGGCAGUAGCAAGAUAAUAGAUCCUCCAAACACGAGUAUUCAUCAAAGUGCUUCUUCCAAUGCCUAG